This is a messenger RNA of Folsomia candida, 2351 nucleotides long. RefSeq lists its product as uncharacterized. Lineage: Eukaryota; Metazoa; Arthropoda; Collembola; Entomobryomorpha; Isotomidae. The record is from RefSeq and is a predicted model, not a curated record. The transcript is spliced from 2 exons. The coding region runs from base 131 to 1519 and encodes 462 amino acids.
UCACGGCAGACCUGAAGCGACGAUGCCACAUUUCCUUACGAAUCGGACAUUUCAUUCAUUCCUACGUCAAAUUUGAGUUAGUUUGUAGUUUUAUCUUCAUUCGACCGUUUCUGGACGACCCAGGCCCACCAUGAAAAAGCAAGUGCGUUACGAAGACCACAAAGCGAACAAGAACAAGCUCGCCGUUCAUCACCAUCGUCCUCAAGGUUUGCUCAAGCCCGUGGCCCACGCUCCCAACGCCAGCCUCAACCCAGCCGCCCAACUCCUCCUCCUGAGCAGAAUCGCAUCCACCCCGUUGCACCCAAAGAGCACCAAAGGCCAACUUGUUGCCAGUCAGCAUCAACAGUUUUUCAACCCCAAUCCCAGCAGCGGCCCAGCAAUUCGACCAACGCUCAAUUCCAUCCCGACGCCGUCAAGGGCCCCACCCACGGCCACCACAGACGCUGAGGAGCGGAGCAGCCCCGUCCCAUCAGCACGGUACAUUUCUCCAGGCCCAAAGUCCCUCCCACCCAAAAGUCAUCGCGGAGCUACGACGUCACAAUUUCAAACGGACCGGAAAAGGUCUCAGUCGACGCACGUUCCGUCAAAGCAUGCUCACCACAGCCACGCCAACGCAUCGAAACAUGGUCAAAGAGCUUCCAGUAAAGCGCAGCAAUCACAACUUGACGUUUAUAACAGCCGUUCCAGAAACAAAUCCGCCAAACACGCUGACCUCCCUAAAAGACAGAAAAGUUCAAAAAACGUGGAAAUGGUGGAAAAGGAGCAUGUCAUUCCCCGCAAGUCCAGAACAGCAGUGAUAAUGACAGACAAAGUUGAGUUACGAGAUGCCAAAACGUCCAAAGGCAACAUGACGACGACUACGACGACGAUGGAAAGUGAGAAAAAAGGUGGUCCGACACGUUCAAAGUCCGUUUUGGAAGCCGCAGCGCGACUGAGUUUCCCGUGGCCGGCACCUUCCGCCUUUGCAGAGUCCACGUCGGAACAGCAACAGCAACCCCUGGACCCAUUGACGAUAGCAGAACUCAACGCCAUGACCCCGUCACAAAAGAGGUUUCGAUUCCUCAAAGAAAUUCGUCACUUUUUCGAAACUCAUCAAGACCUCCUCCAACUUCCCGGAGUACGGUCGGCCUUCGAAAAGUCGAAAAUGAUCCCAAACCCGGUCGACAUUCAGGCCAACUUGGACGAGUCGUUGGAGGGAGUUAUGGAAUCGCUCAAGCUCGCCUUCAUGCAAAACGGCCUAUUCCCACAGUUUGGACGGAGUGACGAAUACAAAGCCGUGGUGGCUCCGAAAUGGGAACACGUGGAAACAAACUGGCCAGGAUUCGACUGCAAACCACUCCCAAAUUGGACCGACUACACCUCGCCAGGCAAAAUAAUAGCUCAGUCGGAGGAGAAGGGUUCCACUAAAUUGGGGAGACAGGGGUCAAGGAAAAGUGUGGAAAAGGAACUGGUCGCCGGGGGUCACACGGACCGCAAGUCCAAGAGCAACAAAAGGGAGCGAAAUAAUAAUAACAAUUAGAUCCAUAACUGCUUACGAAUCUAACAUCAAAAUUAUAAAUCAACGCCAAUUUGUCCCUGUCCGCGCGGUUCAAAUUUUUGUGCUAAAAUAUAUUUCCAUUUGCACAUUGAAUAAAAAAUGUCGCAUCGAUUUAAGACAAUUGCUGCAUAUUAAUUUGCUCUCUAAUGAAAACAUUCGUCUCAAUCUCAACCUGUUCGUCACCACAUCACAUGAAAUGGAACAACUGAAAGUGAAAUGCAUGUUUAUCUGAAACACAAUUAUUUAAGAGUUAUGCACAUUUAACCAUUUCACUUUCUGCGAUACACAACCAUUCACUUCGUGUUAGGAGUCGCCCUUGUUAUUACGUAAUUUUAUUGAUUAAUUUUAAAAACAGUAGGACAUCAUGAGCUUUUUUGACGAUUAAAAAAGCGGCGUUGUUGGCAAUGGCAACAUGAAAACAAAGUGGACGGAAAUAGCAAAAUUUGCAGCUCGUUGUAGAUUGUGAGAUAGGAAAAUUAUCGUGAAAUCAUGAUGAAGUUUAAUAAAACUGCUAAAAACUAUCAGCAUCAAAUUUUCAGAUAAUUAGCUGUACGAAAGUGGAGCCGAAGUGAUACGUGUCAUUUAUCCAGACGAUUUUUGAGAUCUUGGUUUCUUUUUCAAUCCACAAUAACAACAAAGUCGACACUUACUUGAUUGACCUUUCUCGUGGUCAUGUCCACCAAGUUUUUGAGCACUAGCCUCAAAGAAGCUCCUCCUCCCACUGGUUGCCUGUCAUUCAGUCGGAAGCGAUGCAUGAUUCUGGCAGUGCUCGUUCUGAUUUGCAUUUUCCAAACCUUUUAUACAUUCCGGGAGG